AUGAUAUGGAAGAAACCUCUUAGAAGUGCACCACCACGUCCACAGAGAUUGCUUAUUAAAGUCCAAGGAUACCGAUGUCAAGUCAAGUAUAGACCAGGAAAAGACAUGAUUCUUUCCGAUACCUUGAGCCGACUUCCUAAUCCCAAGGAAGCACGCGAUGUUCCGCUAGAUGUCAGAGUGGAAUCCAUCUGCUCUGAAGCCGAAGAUUCGCACCAGAUUGACUUGAUAUACUUCGGACAACACAAAAGAACAGAGCUUCAGAGAGAAACAGCUAGUGAUCCUGUUCUCAGAUCACUAUGGCAAAUAGUCACUCAGGGAUGGCCUGAGACCAUCCAAGAAUUGCCGACAUCCCUUCGUCAAUUUUGGUCUUACAGAGAUGAAAUCGGAGUAUCACACGGAGUACUCUUCAAGGGAAGUCAAGUCAUCAUACCGAAGACACUAAGGAAUGACAUCCUUAGACAGCUUCACCUAGGACACACGGGAAUCUUCAGUCUGUACGGUCCACCAGAAGAGAUUGUGUCCGACAACGGUCCACAAUUUGUCGGGAAACCAUUCCAAGACAUGUGCAAGAAGUGGAAUAUCAAGCACAUCACUUCUUCACCGCACUAUCCAAGAUCCAACGGAUUAGCUGAGAGAAUGGUUCGUACAAUCAAGAAUCUGUUGACGAAGUGUUCUCAAACUAGCCAAGACAGUCAACUAGCCAUGAUGCACCUGAGAGCAACACCAGUUGACAAUAACUUGAGAUCACCAGCAGAGAUGUUGUUUGGAAGACCCAUCCGAACCACAUUGCCAAGUCACUAUCUUUCGAGAGAUUCUGCUGCCACCGAGUUUCUCUUGAAUAGGCAAGACAAAAUGAAGGAAGUGCAUGAUCGACAUGCAAGUUCUGAUUUGCCACCACUGCAUGUAGGACAGCCAGUGAGGGUUCUGCAUCCAAGAGACCGCACUUGGAUACCAGCCAAGGUAUCCAAGGUCUGUGAAGAACCUCGAUCCUACGAAGUUUCAACGCCGAACGGAGGAAUCUUGAGGAGAAAUAGAUCUCACUUGAGGGAAGUUCCAUCCACCAACCCAACCCCGAAGCGUGUGAGGUUUGAUGAAGACCACUCCACAGAAACUCAACCAGAGGAAGACAACGUCCAACGAACACCAAUGUCCAACUCUAACGCUACUCAAUCUCAACAGACAUACUCACAAACUACGAGGUCUGGACGCACUAUUCGCAAACCAGAGAGAUUCAUGUUUGAAGAUUGA
Lytechinus pictus (painted urchin) is the source of this 1248-nucleotide messenger RNA. RefSeq lists its product as uncharacterized. The record is from RefSeq and is a predicted model, not a curated record. NCBI's taxonomy places the organism in Eukaryota, Metazoa, Echinodermata, Echinoidea, Temnopleuroida, Toxopneustidae. The coding region runs from base 1 to 1248 and encodes 415 amino acids. Gene Ontology annotation, molecular function: nucleic acid binding. The transcript has a single exon. Gene Ontology annotation, biological process: DNA integration.